Molecule: messenger RNA, 4375 nt
Organism: Apodemus sylvaticus (European woodmouse)
Lineage: Eukaryota; Metazoa; Chordata; Mammalia; Rodentia; Muridae
Gene: Napb
Product: NSF attachment protein beta
Exons: 11
Coding region: 62-958 (298 amino acids)
Biological process (GO): synaptic transmission, glutamatergic; intracellular protein transport; SNARE complex disassembly
Cellular component (GO): vacuolar membrane; synaptobrevin 2-SNAP-25-syntaxin-1a complex; terminal bouton
Molecular function (GO): soluble NSF attachment protein activity; syntaxin binding
Source: RefSeq, a predicted model, not a curated record
GGCUAAGUCGUCCCGGGAGCCUCGCAAGUCAGCAGAGGAGGCUUUAGCUGCAGCGGGUGACAUGGACAACGCAGGGAAGGAACGAGAAGCAGUCCAGCUUAUGGCGGAGGCCGAGAAGCGAGUGAAGGCCUCCCACUCCUUCCUCCGAGGGUUGUUCGGAGGAAACACAAGAAUAGAAGAGGCAUGUGAAAUGUAUACCAGAGCUGCAAAUAUGUUCAAGAUGGCCAAGAACUGGAGUGCUGCAGGAAAUGCAUUUUGUCAAGCCGCCAAGCUCCACAUGCAACUUCAGAGCAAGCAUGACUCUGCCACCAGCUUUGUGGACGCUGGGAACGCUUACAAGAAAGCAGACCCUCAAGAGGCUAUCAACUGCUUAAAUGCAGCCAUCGACAUUUACACAGACAUGGGAAGGUUCACAAUCGCAGCCAAGCACCACAUCACCAUUGCGGAGAUCUAUGAGACGGAGCUUGUGGACAUUGAGAAGGCUGUUGCACAUUAUGAACAAUCUGCUGACUAUUACAAAGGAGAAGAAUCUAACAGCUCUGCUAACAAGUGUCUGCUGAAGGUGGCCGCCUACGCUGCACAGCUGGAGCAGUACCAGAAAGCCAUCGAGAUCUAUGAGCAGGUGGGAGCAAACACUAUGGAUAACCCCUUGCUGAAGUACAGUGCGAAGGAUUACUUCUUCAAGGCAGCACUCUGUCACUUCAUAGUGGAUGAGCUGAAUGCAAAGCUCGCUCUUGAGAAAUACGAGGAAAUGUUUCCAGCAUUUACUGACUCCAGAGAAUGUAAAUUAUUGAAAAAACUUCUAGAAGCUCAUGAAGAACAGAACAGUGAAGCUUACACUGAAGCAGUGAAGGAGUUUGACUCAAUAUCACGUUUGGAUCAGUGGCUGACCACCAUGUUGCUUCGUAUCAAGAAGUCCAUCCAAGGGGAUGGAGAAGGGGAUGGAGACCUCAAGUGAAGCGCUGGCGUCGUGUGGCAUGCCGCUCAUUCCUCUUUGUUUUGUCUUCGGCAGAGCUGCCUUUCUGAGAUGCCCAUCUAAUGACUUAAUUCUGUUGUAAAUAAGCCAGCCACACAGUUUAUGUAUUGUUUUAGCUCACCAUGUGUGUGUGAUGUGAGAAUCAGAGGCUUCUAUUCAGUUUGUGGUCAUGACAACCAAAGUAUAUCAUGCUUAUCUAAGUCCUCAUAGUUUUCUGAGAAGUACUGCCAAAUCUUUUUCCUGUUCUUUUGAUAUUUUCAGGGCCCAUGGUUAAUGUUGCCACAUGUUUUGUGUUUUCUUUUUUCUUGAACUCUGGUCCCCAACCCAGUUUUAUAGAUGCUUUGCAAAGACCCUGUGCUUUGGUAUCUGGAUGCAACCUUUAUACAAGUGGCUUAGUUUAGGGUGCUUAUUUGGAAUCAGUUUGUAAUUAAGUAGAAGCUGUUUGGCUUUCUUUUAUAGCUGUUUUGAAGGUGUUAAUGAUGUUUUCUUGUUUUGCUUCAUAUGCUCAUCUCCCGUAUGCUCACAUGUGCAUGACAAACACUAAGAACACUAGGGUCUGUUGACAUCACUUAUCAGUAGGGAAAGGCACUUGUUGGCAGGUCCUGAGGUACUGUUGGUUGAAUGGGUGGAUGUCAAGGUAGAUUUCCUUGGUUUUGUUUUUACUUACACACGCACACGCACACACACACACACACACACGAGAUACUUUCCAGUUUUAGUUGGAGUGGAAAUCCCUUCAUAUUUGCCUUAAACCACCUUUAGCUGCCAUCUCCUUUAUUUACACACUCAUCACACUCACAUUGUCUUCUGGGCCACAGUCAUGCCAAGCUUGAGCAGAGCUGGACAGAAGAGUCCAGCUGAAUCUGUGUGGUGAAGUGUCCAUUUGUCAGACACGGUGGUUAAAUGUUAUCAGCGUGGCGUAAGAGUUUCUGUUAUACCUGGUUAGAUAAGAACCUCGCCUGUAUUUGAGGUUCCAUGAUUUAUUUAACGGACAGAGGGAUUUCAUUUGUGUGUAUGAGCGCUGAUGUCCUAUUUGACUUACAUAAGAUGUAAGAUGUAUGCUGUUAGAUUUGGACGCUCCCUGCUCCUUUCUAUGCUGAUACAGUACUGUAGACAUGGCCUUGCUUCCUGAGUCUCCUUUGCUGAGAUAUUUUUAUGCUGGGAUGAUUUGUGCUUGAAAAGCCUGUGUUACUAGACGUAUCUCGUUGUCCUACUGUGCUGCUAUCGUGCGACAAUGAAACUCCUGAUUAACCAGGUAAAAAUGGCAUUGGGAUGGUGUUUUCAUUUCUGGAUGGCCCUAGACUUGGGUUUGAGGCUCUCACCAUGUAGUAGAGUGUAACUUUGCCCUGGCCCAGGGCUGAAUGAAGAGAGUUUGAGGACUGAUGACAAAACCGGUUCUUUCAAAAGUGAAAGAAAGUAGCAAAAGGGAGCUAAAGAGAUGGUUACUUUUCCAGAGGACCAAUGUUUGAUGUCCAGCACCCAUGUUGGGUAGCUUAAAACCAUCUGUAACUCCAGUUCUCCCAUGAGUUCCGGUCCUCUCUUUUCCCUUCCACAAGCAUGUGCAUACAGAUAAACACACACAGGUAAAUGAAAUCUAUACAUAUAUGCAAGCAAACACUCAUUUGUAAAAUAAUAAAUCUCUAUUAAAAAGAAAGAAAGGAGACGAAGCUGAAACUGGCCCCAUGAGAACAGGUGGUGUCCAUCAGACCCCUGUCAUGGUGGUAACAGGGUGUAAGCGCAGGAAGCUGAGAGGCUUCUGCAUGUCUGAAAAAGAGGGAAUGUGCCCUAGAAUCUGAUAAGAAUUCCUUUUUCCUUUAAUGCCUUUAGGGUUUUCUGAAUGAUAGCUGGCUGUACCAAAGGUAGAAUUUGCAAUAGAGCCUAGUUGAUACUUCUUGACUCCAUUAGAAUCUCUAAUAUAAAGACAAAAAGUGAGUUAUUGGGGCUGGAGAGAUGCCUCAUGUGCUCUCCCAGCAUUCAUGUGGGGCUCACAGCUGACUGUAACUCCAGUCCUAAGGAUCCACCAUCAUCUUUUUGCCUCCACAGGCACCAGGCAGGCAUAUGGUGCACACACAUACAUGCAGACAAAACAUGCGUAUACUUAAAAAUUUUAAAACUCUAGUGUAUAGAAGAGUGUUACUGCUUUAUUCACAGGCAGCCCCAGGCAGCCAUGGGAAUGAGGUUUGGGAAUGGCUCUAAGUCAGUUCCAGCAGAAGAGAAUAUGAACACGGGCCAGGCUCUGUCCUCUGCCUCCUGGUUCAGUCUUCUGAUGUAACCAUUUAUAGUGAGAUGACAUGGUGUCUUACAGGACCCUGUGGGUUACCUCUCAUCAUGGUUCCCUAACACACCUCCAUGAAGUGUCAGGUUGUUAAAGUAGUAUUUGUAUUACUUUGCUGUUUCUUUAAUUCACUUAUUUGCUUUUACUGGCAUUAAAUGCUGGGGCAGGAAUCAUGAACACUUGUAAUCCUGUAGUAUCCUGUAGUAUCUAGGAGGUUGAGGGAUGAGGAUUGUUGUGAUUUUGAGGCCAGCCUGGACUACCUAGUGAAUUCCAGGGCAGCAGCCUAAGUUACAAUGUAAGACUCCAUCUCAAAAAAAAAAAAAAAGACUGAAAGGCUGAGAUCAGUCCCUGGUGGGUUUCUUUUGUCCCAGCACUUGGGAGGCUAAGGCAGGAGGAACAUGAUUUCCAGAGUAAACUAAGCUACAUAAUAGCAAGACCAUCUUUAAAAAAAAAAAAAAAAAAACCAAGAACACACUUUUGUCAGAAGAUAAGAGAAUGAGGAAAAUGUCCAGACAGUGGUAUGCAAGCUUACUCCCUUCAAAUGUUCCCCAGACACGGGGCAGUACAUGCUCUCAAGGUACCAAGUCUUUAGGCUUUCAUGGUCUCUAGAUUAUGAACAAAACAAUGAUUUGUUAUAGUUCUCAAACUGGAGUGUAUCUGGAGAUAGUUUGUACUUAAGGCAGUUGAUACACCUUACAGAAAAGCUUUCCUUUUGUGGCAACAUUUUUAUAGCUUGUGUGAAUUCCUUUUUUUUUUUUUUUUGUAAUGACAUAAAACAGUAUUUUUGCACAGUUGUAACCAUGUGUGAUGGUGUCACUAUAACCAAAGUACAUGCACCAGCCCUUGUGCAUUUAUUGUUCCCUCUGGUAUUGUGCACUUAAAAACUUAAACCGUCCAAAUACAAACCUUUGUAACUGUGGAGAAUCUGGCAGCACAGCAUGCCCGUGACCUGCCUGCUGCAGUGUGAGCUGUGACCAGUAAGCAGGCCCUGUAAAGUCCUAAGCUGCUCUCAGGCAAGGGAGUACAUUAUAAAGACAAAUCGUGUAACAAUAAAUCUAUCUUAGCUAAAAGAACGUUUGUUUUAUGUGAACUUGUACAGUAAAUAAAGUGGAAGUUAUCAGUAA